This is a messenger RNA of Pseudovirgaria hyperparasitica, 1251 nucleotides long. RefSeq lists its product as uncharacterized. Bases 216 to 1196 code for a protein of 326 amino acids. NCBI's taxonomy places the organism in Eukaryota, Fungi, Ascomycota, Dothideomycetes, Acrospermales, Acrospermaceae. The record is from RefSeq and is a predicted model, not a curated record. The transcript has 2 exons.
GGUGGGGCGUCCUACGUUGGAGCGUUCGUGCCAUCAUCGACUGGAAUUAUGCGAAAAGUAUCUUCUAUUGACCGAGCAUCCGUCCAGACUGCCAAAUCCAUCGCCACUGUUCCUGAUGCUCCGGUGCGGUAUGUUUCACCCUAUCAAAAGGUCCAAGUGACGUCCAAAUCGGGAAAUUGUGUGUAAAGCAAACCUACGCAUCACGAGGCGCAAUAAUGGGUCUCUCUGAUCUACAGCUUACCCUACGUGGAGUCCGCAGAGGAAGCAAGGCUAGUAUAUCAAGUAUAGCAGCCAUAGACGAGAGCUCAAUCGUGCACCCGAUGCUCAGAUCCCGGAAGAGGACAUUGUCAAUACCAUUGCUGCACCCGGCUAAAGUUGGACUCACGAAGCGGUCUUUACAAAGUACCCUGGAUCAGGAACAAUGCCUUCUAUUUAAAAUGCUCCCAUACGAAAUACGCUUGAUCAUUUGGGAGCUCAUACUUGGUGGCAAGCAUGUUCAUAUUUUCAAUUGGAAAAAGCUUGGACAUCAAGUUUGUCAAACGCUCGAGGAGUCCUCAUACGGUGUUCGCCAAGUUUGUUUAUUUCGGAUGCCAGUAGAUGGCACCACAAAAGCAGUAAUACAUGGAGCACCGCAGAAGCUUCUUCCUCUUUUACGAAGUUGCCGGCGAAUAUAUUCCGAAGCCAUUGACAUUCUCUAUGCCAAGAACAUAUUCGACUUCAAUAAUCUUCGCUAUAAGAUUGAUGGUCUCUCCGAUCGUCUGAUGCCUUGCAGAUGGAACUCGAUUCGUCAAGUAUCUCUCACGUGGUAUUUUCCUUCUUCCAAACUUGAUGCAGGACGACCGCUGGUAGAAAAUGAUUGGGACCGCUCUUGUAGGGCGCUAGCUUCAAUGACAGGUCUACAGAAGCUUACCGUUGGAUUGAUCACGGAAAGAAGCACAAUUGAACGAACGUACAUCCGUGAGAUCCUCGGUCCCGUGGAAAGUAUUAGCACUACCGGCUUGUAUGUUGACAUAUAUGUAUCAUGGGAGGAAACCGAAGACAGCUCCAGAGCCGAAAGAACACUUUUAGGGCGUGAUGUGCACAUCGUGCUACAUCAUUUACCGACGAUUGUCUCGAAGGCGUAUAGUGAAAGCAUACAUGCACCUCGAGACAUUGGUUCAUUAUACAGGCCUAGGCAGACUAGCACUAUAAAUUAAAAUCGUCUUUUCGUGUCAAGCUGCAACAAGGUUGACUUGAGACAAUAUAAGCACA